AUGGGGGCUGUAGUGAACGAUUUGCAAAAAAAUAUGCAGGGGUAUUUCCAGCCACACGCUAGCUUUAGAUUAACGUGGCAAGAUAUGAUAAUGUCAGUAGCUUGGAUUAGCCAGAAUGAAGUUUUACAUGUGCCUGGUUCUCCUGAUGGUCGUUGGAUGUGCCUUGAGUUUCGCAGAAAGAGACGACUUGUUUGCGGAGGAGGUGAUGCAAGAACCGGAAUCUUCCGGGCUUCCGGAGAGGACGUAUUGCCGAACUCGCAGAGAUUGUCCAGAACCUGGCUCUUAUUGUAUUCAUGGCGAAUGCAUUGCGGACAUGUGGAGGCCUGGAUCAAUUCCUUCAAGUAAAGAACAUUAGAAAUACUGGCAAUGAAUUUUUGCUUUAUUCGGAUUAAACAAAGGGGUUUCACAUUAGUUAAGUUUUCCUCUUUCCCGAUCAUGAAGACUGUCUCAUUUUUUAUUGUUAACAAAAAUACUGGGUCCGUGUUCCAGCCUGUUUUCCCAUUAAUUCCGUUACAGUUCUGUUCACGUCUGAAGGCUCCUCUUCAUGAUGUUGAAUUUUAGAGCAACAUUGAAAUCAACAUCAAACAAAAAAUAUAUAAAAUCGAU
Messenger RNA from Patiria miniata (bat star), 606 nucleotides. RefSeq lists its product as uncharacterized. The transcript is spliced from 4 exons. The coding region runs from base 1 to 345 and encodes 114 amino acids. NCBI's taxonomy places the organism in Eukaryota, Metazoa, Echinodermata, Asteroidea, Valvatida, Asterinidae. The record is from RefSeq and is a predicted model, not a curated record.